Messenger RNA from Sphaeramia orbicularis (orbiculate cardinalfish), 5246 nucleotides. RefSeq names its product DEAH (Asp-Glu-Ala-Asp/His) box polypeptide 57 (gene dhx57). Bases 84 to 4430 code for a protein of 1448 amino acids. NCBI's taxonomy places the organism in Eukaryota, Metazoa, Chordata, Actinopteri, Kurtiformes, Apogonidae. The record is from RefSeq and is a predicted model, not a curated record. Gene Ontology annotation, molecular function: metal ion binding; RNA binding; protein binding. The transcript has 25 exons. Gene Ontology annotation, cellular component: intracellular anatomical structure.
ACAGAGGCGGAGGCUGCCGGUGGUCCGCUCUGAACAGCUGUGUCAGAUGGUUGCUGCUAUGAAAGGACACUGACUUGAUAGGAAUGAAUGCCAGGAAAAGAGGCGGAAAGCCAAACAGAGGAGGGGGGAGAUUUAACAAGCCAAGAGGAGGAGGUGGAAGCGGAAGAGGUGGAGGUGCAGGUGGAGGUGGAAGCAGGAAAGGAGCAGCCGGCUGCUGGGAUGAUGGAGAUGAUUUCAGCCUUGAUUUAGGACCCUCACAUUCCAGCAGAACUGGCAAGGGACGUGGUGGCAGCCGUGGUGGCAGCCGUGGUGGAAGGGAUGGGGCACGAGGACGAGGAGGCAGAGAUAUGAACAGGGACAGAGGCUCAGAUAGUAAUAGAAGCAGCAAGGCUCUCCCAAGGUCCCUGGUAAGGAGCAGACCAAGCCUCAAAUCAGGUGAUAGUAUCAGACCAGAGGUGAGCUCCAUGCCGUUGCAGAGGAUAUUCAUGACUAACGAGAACCAGGAACAACUCAAGGAACUAUUGCGGGAAUUGCAGACUCAAGACUUUGACCCUUAUGAUGAAUCUGGUUCUGAUUACUCGGGGGAAGAAGAGAAUGAAGAGGAGUAUGACGAGCUGGACCACCGUGAGGAAGGGCAGUUCUGGGCCACUAAUGAUGAUCCUGUAGAGGGAGCAGAGAGCCCUAUAUAUGAGCCAGAGUCUGACGAUGAAAGACGCACUUCUGAACCUGUUAUCUCUUUAUUUGCUAUAGGAAAACUCUGCAGGUAUGGAUUUGACAGAGAGCGCAGCAAACGGGCACUUGAGUCUGGCGAAGGGGAAUUUGGGGCCACUUUGGAGCAACUCCUUCACCAAGUUUUCACUGAGCGUUAUGGCCAGAAAUCAGUUUCACCUGAUGGCCUUGAUGUAGUGCCUAUGGAUGAGUGUUUAAGCCAGAGGCAAGAAGAAGCUCUGGCGUUAGCUGCAAUUUAUGGUGAGCGCUUUAGUGAGCGUAUUGCCAAUGCAGUCUGGACAGUAAGUCUGGACCUCUCGUUCCUAUCGAACAGUGUUUUCAAGAAUAGCAGGAAACAAAAUAAUGAAAAAUCUAUUAGCAUCCGUGAUGUCUGCAGAUUCUACCUGAAAGGACAAGGCUGCCGUUUUGGGGACAAAUGCAGGUUCAAACAUCAACUCCCUACCAAAGGGACAUCUGCGGACGGUUCCCCUGAACUGAAUGGUCCAAGUCAACCUGGGUUCAGCAGCUAUUCCCCUCCUGAGUAUGAGCUCGAAAUCCGUUUCCCCAAAGGAAACCGUUACCCCUUUCAGGCCCCAAUAGUUGCCUUCAGUACUAAUGACGAGUCUGUGUUGGGUUCAGGGAGGCUCAGUGUGACUGAGAGAUUAUAUGGAGAGGCAUUGGCUGCAGCAAAGAGCAGUGAACCUGUUGUUUAUACUCUCAUCACCUUGUGUGAGGAUGAAGCCACCAUGAAGGAACUGCUGACUGUAAGUCAUCACAAAUAUAGCACACCACCCCCUGUUGUGGUAGUCCCACCACCCUCUCUCACCAUCACAAAGAGUAAGAGUGUGAGGAGCAAUACAUCUGAAGAAAGCAGGAGUAGUAGUACAAGCAGCAGUGUUCAUGCAAACUACAGAAGGACUGCUCCACCCAACAACCAGAGGCCCAGGGAUUUUAAAGAGACUGAAGACACUGAGGAGCUGGAUGAGAGGGACGAAGAAGAUGAAGACCAGGCUAUUCCAGUGGAAAGUGAGAGUUAUGUUAAUCUGAGGAAGAGGAUGGUCAGUAAGCACAACCUGAAAAUAGAAAACCUGCUGCAAGAAAAUGGCAAACUGUGCAGAGAAUUUCAGAAGAAACAGUCAUCGAGGCGUUUCAGGUCUAUGCUGGAACAGAGGAGGAAGCUGCCAGCUUGGCAAGAAAAAGACAACAUCCUAGACUUGUUAGAGCAAUGCCAGGUGCUGGUGGUCAGCGGGAUGACUGGGUGUGGUAAGACCACACAGAUCCCUCAGUUUAUUCUGGAUGCCUCCUUAAGAGGUCCUGCAGACCAGGUGGCCAACAUCCUCUGUACUCAGCCACGUCGCAUCUCAGCUAUCUCUGUGGCUCAGAGGGUGGCACAGGAGCGUGCAGAGAGUCUGGGUAAUACAGUGGGAUACCAGAUCCGUCUGGAAAGUGUCAGGACAUCUGCCACCAGACUGCUGUACUGCACCACAGGAGUGUUACUGAGGAGGCUGGAGGGUGAGGUGGACCUCAAGGGCAUCACACAUGUUAUUGUGGAUGAAGUGCAUGAGCGAACAGAGGAAAGUGACUUCUUGCUAUUGGUGCUCAAAGAUCUGACUGUCCAGAGGCCAGACCUGAAGAUCAUUCUAAUGAGUGCCACACUCAAUGCCAACCUUUUCUCAGAGUAUUUCUACAACUGUCCCACUGUCCACAUACCAGGACGUACUUUUCCUGUUGACCAGUUUUUUCUUGAAGAUGCCAUUUCUAAAACAGGCUAUGUCAUUGAGGACGGCAGCCCUUAUAUGCGCUCGGGAAAACAAAAUAUGUCUUCUGCAAGUGGACGUGGAGGCAAAGUAGAGCAAAGGGACAUUGUGGACGAUUUGGGUGAUGAUGUUUGGAACUUCAUGUCUUUCUGCAAGAAAGACUUUGUGAAAGACUCCAUUCCAGACCAGCAGCUCAGCUUACAGGAGCUCACAGUCCGAUACAAAGAUACUAAGAAGUCUGUACUGAAAACUAUUGCUGCAAUGGACCUGGAUAAGAUCAACAUGGACCUGAUAGAGAACCUGCUCGAAUGGAUUGUUGAUGGAAAGCACAACUACCCACCUGGAGCAGUGCUGGUGUUUUUGCCAGGACUUGCUGAAAUCAAGAUGCUGUAUGAGCAGCUCCAGUCUAACAGAAUGUUCAACAACAGAGGUGCAAAAAGGUGUGUGGUUUACCCCCUCCACUCAACACUGUCCAAUGAGGAGCAGCAGGCAGUUUUCAGCCGGCCCCCGGAGGGCGUCACGAAGAUCAUUAUUUCCACUAACAUUGCAGAGACUUCAGUAACCAUUGAUGAUAUUGUAUAUGUCAUCGACUCAGGCAAGAUGAAAGAGAAAAGGUAUGAUGCAUCUAAAAGCAUGGAGAGCCUGGAGGACUCGUGGGUUUCUCGGGCCAAUGCGCUGCAGAGGAAAGGUCGAGCAGGUCGCGUGGCCUCAGGGAUCUGCUUCCACCUCUUCACCAGCCACUGCUUCCAACAUCAGCUGGCUGAACAACAGCUGCCUGAGAUCCAGAGAGUCCCCCUUGAGCAGCUCUGCCUCCGAAUCAAGAUCCUGGACGUGUUCGCUGAACAAACUCUGGAUUCUGUCUUCUCUCGACUUAUUGAGCCCCCAGCGACAGGGAGCUUGGAUGCAGCCAAACAGCGUCUGCAGGACCUAGGAGCUCUGACUGCUGAUGAGAGUUUGACCCCGCUGGGCUACCACCUGGCCUGCCUGCCUGUUGACGUGCGCAUUGGGAAACUCAUGCUGUUUGGAGCCAUAUUCCGCUGCCUCGACCCAGCACUCACUAUUGCAGCCAGUCUGGCUUUCAAAUCACCAUUUGUAUCUCCAUGGGAUAAGCGAGAAGAAGCCAAUGAGAAGAAACUGGCCUUUGCUCUGGCCAAUAGUGACCAUCUAUCACUGUUACAGGCAUACAAGGGAUGGUGCUGCGCUGCAAAGAGUGGCAACCAGGCUGGCUUUGUGUACUGCAGGGAGAACUUUCUGUCAUGGCGAGGCUUACAGGAGAUCGCCAGUCUGAAGAGGCAGUUUGCUGAGCUUUUGUCUGACAUUGGAUUCAUUAAGGAGGGACUAAGGGCCAGGGUAAUCGAGCGCAUGUCCUCUAAGGGCACUGAUGGGGUUCUGGAGGCUACUGGUCCUGAGGCUAACCUGAACUCAGACAACAUCCGCCUGAUGUCUGCUAUGCUAUGUGCUGCCCUCUAUCCCAACGUGGUCCAGGUGCGUGCUCCUCAGGGGAAUUACAAGAUGACCAGCAAAGGAGCAAUGAAGAUGCAACCCAAAGCCAAUGAGCUUCGUUUCAUGACCAAGAAUGACGGCUAUGUCCAUGUGCACCCCUCCUCUGUCAACUACACAGUUCGCCACUACACCAGCCCAUACCUGGUUUACCACGAGAAAGUGAAAACCAGCCGUGUUUUCAUCAGAGACUGCAGCAUGGUGUCUGUUUACCCUCUGGUGCUGUUCGGAGGUGGUCAGGUCAAUGUGGAGCUGCACAAGGGAGAGUUUGUCAUCUCUCUGGAUGAUGGAUGGAUUAGAUUUGCUGCUGCUUCUCAUCAGGUGGCUGAGCUGGUGAAGGAGUUGCGCUGGGAGUUGGAUCAACUGUUGGAGGAUAAAAUCAAAAACCCGGUCAUGGAUCUGUGCAGCUGCCCCCGUGGCUCCCGCAUCAUACGCAUGAUCGUCCACCUCAUUUCUACGCAAUAGCCCAGCAGCUUAAUGCCCCUCUGUGACCCUUUACUACCCCUAAAGGGCUUACAGGACAUGCAUGCAGUAUAAAUAUCUGCUCCUACAUCACUGCCACACAGUGACUUUGAUAUGUUGGAAACUGGUUGAAAUUCAUAUUAUAUCAGCAGGGCACGUAUUGUACUGGAAGUGAGAUCUUGUGCUUCUGCCACCCGACACUUCAUAAGUAUCAGUUUACACACAGCUGUUAUUGUAUUGCUGCACCAGGGUUUUUAAAGCAGAAUUUGCCUUGGGGGGGGUGAAAAAUAUGGCUCUAUGCAGUUUACCCACUGUCCUUCAGUGCAGGUAUUGCUGGAGUAAGGCAUUUGUCACUGUAGUUUUCUAUGCUGGCAACAAUGAAAUGCAACACCAGAACAGGUCUUGUAUUUGGUGCCAUCCUACUACUGUAUGAUUAGUAAUUUGGCACACAGUUGAUUGUUAAACUUAGUGGAAACAGAUGUCAUAAUUUGUUUACAGUACAUUUCUGGGUUGUGUUCUGCACACAACUGAAAGUUUUGUGUCCAUAUUGGAUUUAUUAUAUUCCAGGUGACUGUGUACUUCGUACUGGUUCUGAGUAUGUAUUAUUAAUGCAUGAUUGAGAAGAGCUUCUGCAUGGUAUUGACUUAUUUUACAUUUGCUGAAUGUACUUAAAUGUUAAAGUGAUGUCAAAACUCCACUUUCACAAUGUGAAUGCAAGGGCUUUUUAAAUCAGGAGUAUUUGGUAAUAGUUGCCAAAGAAUUUGAGAGCUUUUGUCUUAAGAAAUAAUGAAUUUCACUUCGCACUAAUAAAAAUAAAAA